Suncus etruscus (white-toothed pygmy shrew) is the source of this 3480-nucleotide messenger RNA. It is a transcript of the gene UMODL1, whose product is annotated as uromodulin like 1. Bases 1 to 3480 code for a protein of 1159 amino acids. Gene Ontology annotation, molecular function: peptidase inhibitor activity; protein binding; calcium ion binding. The record is from RefSeq and is a predicted model, not a curated record. NCBI's taxonomy places the organism in Eukaryota, Metazoa, Chordata, Mammalia, Eulipotyphla, Soricidae. Gene Ontology annotation, cellular component: cell surface; extracellular region. The transcript has 18 exons.
AUGCUCCGGGCCUUCGGGCUGGUCUUGCUGCCUCUGCUGAGCGCCGCAGGUUCGAGUCAAGCCAGCGGCUUUACAGAGAACGGCCUCUCUUUGCUGAGCUUCCAGCUCUGCAACUUCAGCGUGACGCGCCAGGUGCCCAGGGUGGAGGCCGUGCGGACGCCCCACCUCACCUACGCACCCUGCGGUGGCUGGAUCCCCUGGAGGCGCUGCCCCAAGACCGUCUACAGGACCCGGUACCAGGCCGUGGGGGUGCCCGAGUCCAGGCACGUCACCGACUGCUGCGAGGGCUUCGAGCAGCUCGGCCUCUACUGUGUCCUGCCUCUGAAUCGCUCCCUGGAGUUCACCUCGAGACCAGGGGUCUGCCCCAUGGUGGGGAGGGAUGAACCCCCCACAUCCCUCACGACCACCACGUCCCCCACAACCUCCACGUCCCCCAUACCGUGCUUCCUAGACAUGGAUUGUCCAGGGCUUUGGAAGUGCUGCCCCUUUCCAGGGGGGCCUGGCUGUGUGGCCCCCAAGCCUGCAGUUCCGCAGGGGACCCCGGGGACUUUCUGGUUCAACGUGACCAUCCUGGUGAAGAUGGGGUUCCGGGAGCUGCGGUUGGUGGAUCCCCAACUCCUAAGCCACUGGCGGCUUCUACACUCCAUGGUCACCAGUGCCUUGUGGCCCCGGAACUGCUCCGUGCACCCCCUGACCUCGGCCUCGGGGGACCCCUCGACCACGAUGUCCCGGCUCCUGCUGGGUUUGGGUCAGCCCAUGUCCGUGUCCGAUGUCUCUGCUGUGCUGGACGCCGUGGUGAAGCGUGUGUACGAAGUGAUCCGCAUUGGGGUGCAAGAUGUGGAUGAGUGUUUGCACGAGGAGCUACAUGUGUGCGCGGAUGGGGAGCUGUGUGUGAACUCGGAGGGCACCCAUCAUUGCCAGAGUUCCCCAGGCCCACCCCGCCAGGAACCGGAACCCCCCAGGCCAGGGAGCGCCGUGACCCCCCUUGCAGCUCUGCAGUCCCCACUGACUCUGGCAUCGACCCCAGCCAUCGGUGCGAGCACAACACAUGGACACUCCCAGGACACCCCCAUCUCGGGGCCGAGCCCCAGCCAUCCUUGGGAACCCGAAGCAGGCCAGCCUGGGACCCCAGGAGCCCUGCCCGGGAAAGGGGGCGGCAGGAAUGGCACAGAGCAGAGUGUGCAGGGGACAGCGCCCAGCGGGGAGCCGGGUGUGGGCACCAGCCAAGCUGCAGCCUCCUCCAGGGCUCUGGGCCCAGCCCUGGGCUCUGUCUCAGGGGUCACAGGGAGCCCUCGGGGGCCCACACUUUGGCUGUCCCCAAAUGCCACCUUGGAGUCUCCCCUCUGGCCCCCCGUGACCGAGGGCCCCACAGGCUACCAGACGUGGCAUCCCAGCUGGCCCACGUGGGCCCCAAAGCUGCACGACUUGAACCCUGGACCUUCCAGCUCCUCAGACUUGUCCCUGCUCCCCACCCUGCCAUCUCAGGAGCCCCCAGGCUGUGUCCCCAGCAUCCUGGGGACAGUCACCAUCUCCAACGUGACCAGCACCAGCUUCCACAUGGCCUGGGCAGCAGAUCUCGCCCUGCACUCCACUUUCCAGGUCACCCUGACCCCCCCGUGGGGGGACCCCAUGUACCUGGAGACCCAGGACACCAGCAUGACAGUGGCCAGCCUGCAGCCUGGUACCUUGUACCUGGUGGAGAUCAGGACCAGGGCAUGUGGGGCGGAAAGUUCCAGAACGUAUCUGAGAGUGCGGACAGCCGCUCACAUGCUCCAGGGCCGAGUGCGUGUCACGAACGUGGAGUUCACAGAGGCCCUGAGAGACGAAGACAGUGAGGAGUAUCGCGCCUUCCUGCGGCUCUUCCUGAGCACGGUACGCGAGGCCCUGCCAGCCACCGUGCAAGGACACAUGGCUGCGGGCCAGGUUCUACUGCGGGUGACAGGCCUGCUGGCUGGCAGCGUCGUGGUAGACUUCCGGCUGCUGGUCCAGACUGCCCUGGAUGUCCAUGACAUGGCCGCUGCCUUCCUUGCUGCCUUCCACAACCAGACGCUGCUGGAGGUGGCGGGAGAGGACACAUUCAUCGAGGACUACGACGAGUGUGCACAGGGGGACCACGACUGCAGGCCGGGCACCUCCUGCCGCAACACUCUGGGCUCCUUCUUCUGCACCUGCGGGCCCGGCACCCCCCAUGGCCCCGUGGAACAUUCCGGAAGGCCCUGUGAAGGUUCCCCUCCUGUCAACACCACCAGGACCCACGCGACCCCACCGGGCACUGUGGGAGGACCCAGAGCCUCAUCUGUGCCCAGCUUGGCCCCACGGCUGAGCCUCUCGGCGGCCGUGACCCCCCUGUGCGGGAUCCAGAAGGUGGGGGUGGCCAUCCAGCAGCGUUUCCUGCGCCAGGAGUCGGUGCCCACGUCCUCUUUGUACCUCGGGCACCCCUCGUGUGGCGUCAGCCAAAGCAACAGCACCCACGUGCUCCUGGUGGCCGGCUGGACUGAGUGCGGGACGGUGGUGCAGAGCAACCUGACAAGCACGGAGGUGAGGACGACACUGAGAAGCCGGCCGUCCCCGGGGGGCGUUGUCCACCACCUGCGCAUCCUCUGCCCCGUGCACUGCACCUUCCAGAACCAUCUCCUGGUGUCCUCCAGCUACACACCCCAGUGGGGGGAGCUCUCCAUGGCGGGGGACCUGCACGGCCUGGGGCGCUUCGUCACGGAGAUGCAGGUGUUCGUGGGCGACGCCCCAGUCCCACCCAGCCACAGCGUGUCGGCGCGUGAACAUGUGCGUGUCCAGGUGGGGCUGAGGCCCCGGCAGGCGCAGCUGCGCGUGGUGCUGCUGCAGUGCUGGGCCACGCCGGGCCACGACGCCCGGGACCCGAGAACCUUUGGCUUCAUCAACAACAGCUGCGCGGUCCCCAACACACACACGGAGCUGUUGGAGAACGGGGGCUCGGACAAGGCCCGCUUCCGCCUCAAGAUCUUCGCCUUCGUGGACAACCCGCUGGUCUUCCUGCACUGCAGCCUGCGUGUCUGCCUCGAUGCGCCCGGGACCUCCUGCAGGAUCGACUGCAAUGACAUGCGGGCACCCAGGAGCUGGGACGGCAGCGCCACCCACCAGGCUUCCUGGGGGCCUCUGGUUCGGGCAGAAGGAGAGACUUUGGCCCCCCAGGCAGGCCCUGGAUCCAGCUCCCUGGUCUUGGCAGUGGUGGCCGCCUUUGCCGCGGUGGUGGGGGUGGCUGUGACCCUCGCCCAGCACUGCCGCAGAGUGACGGGCAGGUACGACCUCAAAGCUCUGCCCACCAGCUUCAGCCAACCCUUUGGGGGUGGAGCUGAAGUUUUUCUGGGGUGCUGGGAAGCCUGGCCAAGAAGCAGCCUAGUGUCUGUAACACCCUGCAUCUCCCAACCUGGAUCUGGUUCUGUGGUGGACUAUGGCACACGCGGACGCAGCCGAGCUGAGCACAUUUCAAAGAAGAGAAACUGA